Molecule: messenger RNA, 1710 nt
Organism: Mytilinidion resinicola
Lineage: Eukaryota; Fungi; Ascomycota; Dothideomycetes; Mytilinidiales; Mytilinidiaceae
Product: DUF155-domain-containing protein
Exons: 3
Coding region: 1-1710 (569 amino acids)
Source: RefSeq, a predicted model, not a curated record
AUGAGCACCACAACCACCAAAAGCAAACGCCCGACCGUCCUGGUCACCGACACCCGCGAUGCCCCCCGCAUUCCCGCGCGCGUCCCAAUGCAGCGCCGCUCAACCACCAAGCUCAUCUCGGUCGACAACAUCCUCCAAUACGCCUCCGAGAUCCCCUCGCAACAGCGCCGCGGCCCGCCGGCGCACCUGCAGCGUCCCCAAAACCACACCCGCACGCCGAGUGGCCUGUACCCACUCGACCCCAAGCUCUCCGGCCGCCUGCUGCCCCAGCACAUCCCCAGCCGGUCCAGCAAAGUCAGCGAGAAGCUCGUGCUCCUCCCGGAAGCAGACUUGGAGCCGGAGGACGAGAAAGGCGAUUUCGCGGACUCGGACGGGGAGCGGCCGCCGCGGGACGAGGAGCUCGAGCAGCGCACUGCGAAGGGCGGGCUGCGGGAUAAGAGCUAUGCGGAACGGCUACCCAAAGCACGCCGGACGGAGAAGCUGGCGAGGGUCACGGCGUACUGCACCGCGCAGAGCUACAAGAUGAAGUCGACGGCGGAGUUUGUGAAGACGCAGCAUCAUGCGCGGACGAAAUUGUACGAUGAUUGUUUGUAUACGGUGUUUCAUCUGCCGUUGCUGCCGGGGAGCGAUGGGUAUAGGGUGAGGAGUAGCCCGGUGCUGAAGAGUCCGGGUGGGAAGAGUGUGUUGGAUGAGGAGAUUGAGAGGAAUGAGAAUCGGGAGUACCACGAGGGGUAUUUUGGAGAGACUGAGCAGUAUAGCUACCGUGGGGGGGACGAGGGGGAGGGCAGUCCGACGCAGAGCCCCGAAGAUAUCGGCGAGCGACGCGAUUCGGAUACUGGGGAUGGCAUUGGCCUACACGCUCGAAUUCCGCCAGACCCCCUCUCGUUUGGGGAGAUGUUCGUGUUCUCCUACGGGGUCGCUGUCUUCUGGAAUUUCACAGAGAGGCAAGAGAAGGAUAUACUGGCGGACCUCACCUUCUCGGCCAGCGAGACGGGUAUCUCGCUCGUUACGCGACCGAUGCAAGAACCGGAUUUCGAGACCGAGGAGUUCCAUUUCGAGUAUAAUGGGGAUAUCCCAAGGCCCAGGGUUUACAAUGAUAUGAUCACGCUACGGAGUAGUGAUCAUAUGAUCAAGCUGGCCAUGAGCCACGCUAUUGCGCAAAGUACCAAGCUAAGCUUCUUCGAAGAAAGAAUGGCAAAGACGAUGCUGCAGGCACAGUAUAUUCCGCGUCGACUGGCGCUCACAGGUAAAUUGGGCAUGACAAGACGAGAGGUAGUCAAGAUGAUCGGCCGACUCUUCACGAGUCGUGUCGAUGUGAAUCUCUCAUCAAACAUGCUCGACACCCCCAAUUUCUUCUGGGACUCCGAGCCCACGCUCCACCCGCUGUACACCGCCGUCCGCGAAUACCUCGAAAUCAAACCCCGCAUCCAGGUCCUCAACGAGCGCUGUCGCGUCUUCCUCGACCUCGGCGAAAUCCUCUCGGACUCCAUAUCCGACAAGAAAAUGACUCGCAUUACCUGGAUCAUUAUUAUCCUGAUCGUGUUGAGUAUUUGUGUCACGUGUCUGGAGGUGCUGCUCAGAUUUGCGAUUUUGCAGAAGAGGGGCGCGAUUGGGGAUGGAGUGGUUGGGAAGCAGACCGUUGCGGGGCCUGCGUUGUUAGUUGUGAGGACCGUUUAUUGGGCGGGGAAGAGGGUGAAGGGUGUGUGGUAG